AUGUUGGGUGCCGUAGUGAGAUCACACCUUCUUGGUAGAAAUGUGAUGAAGAACUUCGUCAGGAACGGUUCUCACGGAGGAGUUCCCGGGGAGAAUUUACCUUUCGACAUCCACAACCGAACUAAGCUAACCGUGAACUUCUUCCUCUUUAUUAGAGAUGUACCAAUCCAAGGACGUCUGGAUUCAAGCUCCUCACUUGUAGUUAUUAAUUUAGCUAAGAAACAAAUGUCUAAACAACAAUAG
This is a messenger RNA of Leptosia nina, 243 nucleotides long. Lineage: Eukaryota; Metazoa; Arthropoda; Insecta; Lepidoptera; Pieridae. The record is from the annotation of a GenBank genome assembly.